Molecule: messenger RNA, 1038 nt
Organism: Haliotis rufescens (red abalone)
Lineage: Eukaryota; Metazoa; Mollusca; Gastropoda; Lepetellida; Haliotidae
Product: extensin-like
Exons: 1
Coding region: 1-1038 (345 amino acids)
Source: RefSeq, a predicted model, not a curated record
AUGCCUCAAUCAACUCUAUCUACCUUAUUCCUCCAUCAGCUCUAUCCAAUCUACCUCCUCUACUCCUCCAUCAACUCUGUCCCCUCUAUGCCGCCACCAACUCCAUCAACUCUAUCUCCUCUACGCCUCCAUCAAGUCUACUCCAUCUUUUCCUUCACCAACUCUAUCUCCUCUAUGCCGCCACCAACUCCAUCAACUCUAUCUCCUCUACGCCUCCAUCAAGUCUACUCCAUCUUUUCCUUCACCAACUCUAUCUCCUCUAUGCCGCCACCAACUCCAUCAACUCUAUCUCCUCUACGCCUCCAUCAAGUCUACUCCAUCUUUUCCUUCACCAACUCUAUCUCCUCUAUGCCGCCACCAACUCCAUCAACUCUAUCUCCUCUACGCCUCCAUCAAGUCUACUCCAUCUUUUCCUUCACCAACUCUAUCCCCUCUAUGCCUCCACCAACUCCAUCCCCUCAAUGCCUCCACCAACUCCAUCCCCUCUAUGCCUCCACCUACUCCAUCCCCUCUAUGCCUCCACCAACUCCAUCCCCUCUAUGCCUCCACCAACUCUAUCUCCUCUAUUCUUCCACCAACUCCAUCCCCUCUAUGCCUCCACCAACUUCAUCCCCUCUAUGCCUCAAACCAACUCCAUCCCCUCUAAGCCUGUACCAACUCCAUCCCAUCUAUGCCUCCACCAACUCCAUCCCCUCAAUGCCUGUGCCAACUCCAUCCCCUCUAUGCCUCCACAAACUCCAUCCCCUCAAUGCCUCCACCAACUCCAUCCCCUCUAUGCCUCCACCAACACUAUCCCCUAAAUGCCUCCACCAACUCCAUCCCCUCUAUGCCUGUACCAACUCCAUCCCAUCUUUGCCUCCACCAACUCCAUCCCCUCUAUGCCUCCACGAACUCCAUCCCCUCUAUGCCUCCACCAACUCCAUCCCCUCUAUGCCUCCACCAACUCCAUCCCCUCAAUGCCUCCACCAACUCCAUCCCCUCUGUGCCUCCAGCAACUCAAUCCUCCCUAUGCCUGUACCAACUCCAUACCCUCUAUGA